This is a messenger RNA of Aspergillus homomorphus CBS 101889, 1852 nucleotides long. RefSeq names its product ACT domain-containing protein. Gene Ontology annotation, biological process: cellular response to L-arginine; regulation of intracellular signal transduction. The transcript is spliced from 3 exons. The record is from RefSeq and is a predicted model, not a curated record. Bases 97 to 1512 code for a protein of 471 amino acids. NCBI's taxonomy places the organism in Eukaryota, Fungi, Ascomycota, Eurotiomycetes, Eurotiales, Aspergillaceae. Gene Ontology annotation, cellular component: cytosol.
AUCCUACUUGAGUGUCGGCGGCCCCUACAGUGAAUCAGCCACUUUGGCGGCACUUCUCUGCACACAACCUAGCAUACUCACACGCUGCCUACCAAUAUGGAGAAGUCGCUGUCUCUAAUCUCUGCCCAGGUCCAGUUCAUGGAAGAUCGGCUGGCCCUAGUGCAUAUUCCGCUCGAUCUCUAUCCGUUCUUCCUCAACCCGAUCCUGCAGGUGCUCUUCCACGAGGUAUCACCUAUCGCUGAGAAUCGGGCAGAUGGCCAGGACUUCGGCCGUGCCGAAAUGCCCAAAGAUGCGCAACCCGCAUUCUUGAACCUCUCAAUCACCCCAGUGGAAUGCUCGAUUAUGUGCCCGAGACAGCUUGCCAACCAGUACUUUGCUCCGUUGGUUGAUAAGUUCCUUCGCAAUAAUUCGUCCAGCCAGAGUCGCCUAUCAAUCAGCCAUGAUGAUUUCAUCGCCAUGCAGGUGUACGGCGAGGGCCUGGAAGCCGGCCAGCGGGUCCUCGAACUUACCCGGCCACUGGCAAUGGCUGGAAUCUCCAUCUUCUUCAUCUCGACUUACUUCUCCGAUUACAUCAUUGUCCCCUUGCGCAGCAAAUCUCAGGUGAUUGAAACGCUGGAGAAGCGUGGCUUUCAGUUCGAGCUGUCAACGGAGGCUUUCAUCAACAACAACCAGGCCCAGUACAGUAGCUGUUUCAGCCCUGUCUCCUCCCGUUCGGCAAGCAGCCUGAGUUCCCCUCCAGCUACGCCUCCUCCUUCAUCGUUGGAUGAAUUGCAAGUGCGCACGUUCUCGUCACUGCGCAAGAACCACAUCAUUCCUUCUGUCGAUCGAUCUCUUCGUUUGGUGCAUUGCGCUGCCCACCAUCAAUUCAGCAGUAACACCAGCUCCAUUGAGAUUCUCCGGGAGGCCCUGACCACCACAUUGAUCGUGGACAAGCCACGCUUUCUUUCACUCACUUUGACGGCCGCUGAUCCUGCGGCAUCUCUUCUGUUGGAGAAGCGGCUCCUCCCUCGGUUCUCCCAUGGAAACUCCACAACCACAGACGAGGAUGAUGAGUCCAGUCUUCUUCUCGGAUCGAAGGAGGAGAUCCUGGUUCCCAUAAUGCUAGAUCUCCGCAAACUGCCCCUGCAGGCAACAGGGAUUGUCUGUGGUGUGGCAAGUCGAUUGGCCGAUGCUACCCACGAUCGAGGAGACGCGGAGACUGAUGUAUCUACGUUCUUGUCCCGUUCCUUCAAUGGCUCCGGCACUUCCCUCGACAGUGUAUUCAGGCCCUUCCUAUCUUCCAGCUGGGGGUCUGGUGGACCGGUGCGCCCUAUUGGCCUUGACACGAACUUCCCAACUCAUCGUUUGCAACCCGACAUGGACCUGGCGAUGGAUGCCGUGGAAAUCAGUUUUCUGAGCACGGCUCGUGCGGGCACCAUUCUGGUUGGCGAACACGAGCUGCACCGUGCCGUGGAUGCCUUGGAGGCCGAAAGUCACGAGCCCGAAGCUGCGAUUGAGGCUCUCGAGAUUUAACUUUCUUGUUCCUUCUCUUACCAAAAGUUACUCACAUAUUCCCCUCUCUUCGUUUCGUUUGGUGGGUUCUUCCCCCGAUUUGUUUUCAUUUCCCCGCACAGAUACCAAAUUGUUGCAUUUACAUCGUCGUUUCUUGCAUUACAUGUUUCUGGUGUUGUUUGUUUAGUAGUCCCUCACACUUCCCCUUCUCUCUUGCGACUUGACCUCCUAGUCAAGCGAAGCGCUGACUAUUGGGUGUUUGAGACAAAUUGUCUUCGCUGCAUGACCUCUUCACAAAAGUUGUUUCAUUGUUUUUGAAAAAUCGCAAGGAUAUUGCAUCUAGUCGGCCAUCUGAGUUUUU